AUGACAUGGGGCGUUUCCUCCUAUAACAUUAUGCAUUCACAAGAUGUGCCUCCUAAGUAUUAUACGCACGAUGAAGAGGAAAAGAAAAACUGCACAAUUAUAGGUAGCAAGAAAAGGAGUCCACGUGAACAGGAAUGUUGCAAAUUUACACUAGACAACACCUACCUGGUCAUAGUUAAAUUUUUUGUUUGCGUCACUUUAGCAUGGAUACUAUGGACACCAAGUAAUUGUACUGCAUGUAUAGCGCCGAAUGAGGAACAUCAUUUAGAGAACCAAAAACAUUUUCCAUCUGCGGGAAGAUCAUUAUCAUCAUUUGGAGGAGCAUAUGAUGGAAGUGGCGACUCGUUGUUGAGUGGGGGUAUCCCUUCAGUGGUCAAGGGAAGUACCUGUUGGUUGCUGAGUGGAGAUAUCGAUUCGUCGCUCGACGGAAGUACCUAUUCCUCGCUGUGUGGAGGUAUUGAUUCGCCGCUCAACAGAAGUACCUAUUCCUCGCUGAGUGCAAGUAUCGAUUCAUCGCUCAACAGAAGUACCUAUUCCUCGCUGAGUGCAGGUAUCGAUUCACCGCUCAACAGAAGUACCUAUUCGUUGUGUGGUGGAAGCAUCACAUCACUGCAGAGCGAUGCGACCAGAGACAACCCAUACUUAACAGUGUACUACAGAAUAGCCAACUCAAAGAAGCUAAAGGAGCUUGUCGACUACGUAUCAAGAAGGAUAAUGAGAAACAGAAUUUGUAGAAAAAUUAUGGGCAAGGUAAAAAACAUAUGGAAAAGUAAGCCGAUAAAAGUAGUAAGAUUUGUACUUCCCUUUUUACCAUUGAUUACCAUGAUGAUGGCGUCGGUUAUCACAUUGUGCAUGGGACUCAGUAUACAAGCUAUUUUCAUAGCCAUUUUCGCCCCCUUUGCUUACCCACUUAUUUUUAUAUCGUUAAGAACGGAUAAAAAAUAA
Messenger RNA from Plasmodium knowlesi strain H, 945 nucleotides. Its product is annotated as Plasmodium exported protein, unknown function. Lineage: Eukaryota; Apicomplexa; Aconoidasida; Haemosporida; Plasmodiidae. The record is from RefSeq and is a predicted model, not a curated record. The transcript has 2 exons. Bases 1 to 945 code for a protein of 314 amino acids.